This is a messenger RNA of Capronia epimyces CBS 606.96, 4095 nucleotides long. RefSeq lists its product as uncharacterized. The coding region runs from base 1 to 4095 and encodes 1364 amino acids. The record is from RefSeq and is a predicted model, not a curated record. Gene Ontology annotation, cellular component: nucleus; exosome (RNase complex). The transcript has 4 exons. NCBI's taxonomy places the organism in Eukaryota, Fungi, Ascomycota, Eurotiomycetes, Chaetothyriales, Herpotrichiellaceae.
AUGGCGCAUCCGUACUCUUCAACCCCGUCGUAUGGGGGUACGACAUCAUACACGCCGCAACAGCCAUAUUACUCUCCCUUUCCACCUAAUGGACUGCUGCAGCAGCAGAUACACACUCCUCCGGGCCAACCGCAACAGCCUCCGCAGCUGCCUGGCUCCUACCAGCCAAGCCCGUCGACAAAUAUCCCCAGAUUCGACGCCAAUUCCCAGAUUCGACCUCCUGCGCCUCCAUUUCCUCAUUUCCCUCCUCCUGCCGCUUUCAACCCGGAUCUCUUCAAGCAGUUUGCAAGCGCAGGUCUGCCGCCUCCUCCGCCUCCCUCAUUCCCCCCGAUGCCUGUAAACACCACGGGAUACCCACAAUUCCCCCCUUUGGUGAGCAGUGCAGCUCCAUCGCCCUACACUCAUCAUAACACCUCUGGAACUCAAGCAGUUGGUGUGGGAUACAGUCCCAAUGAACAAGUGCCACAACAUCUGUCAGACCCUUUUGGAGGCCCACAACAAGGUCAGACCGAGACCAGGGAGUCGCGGGAUUCUCGCCACGGACCGCAGUCUUACGGUGCACAAAACGCCGGUCAGAAUGGGGCUUCGUAUCCUGCGCAUCACAUAAAGACCGUAGAUAUUGAUCUCGAUAAGGGUCUUCCAUCCUUUGGCUCGAAAUCCGAUCUUGAUCUACUCUUUGCUACUGCCCAGGGACAGGUUGAGCAGGCAACAGCUGAUUCAAGGAUGGGUAACGCCAGUUCUACCGCUGGAGCCUCAGCGGACGGCGGAAAUGUGUCUCCCUAUGAUCCAUCUCGACCUGCCACAAUCCAGGAUCGAGCAUCUGCCGGCUUCGGCGCAUCCACCUCUGUCUCUGGAGCGACUCUCUCCAAGUCAGUCAUGAGAACGUAUGACAACAAGUCACCGACCGAGCUAAGGCAGCUUGCAAAAGGUGCUCUGUUGUCGCUCGUCCCCCACAGUAUUCUUUACAAAGACCUUGUGAGGGAGGGCGUGAACCCACAGGUGUUGAGGAAUCUUUAUGGCGAACUUGGUAUCAAGGUCGAGCUUGAAGAAACACAACAAGCCCGGGAAGUUGCUCAAACCUCAUCGUUGCCAAGUACCACCGACGUGCCGGCUACGUCCGAACAACCCUCGGUGGACGCGCUGGUGCAAGGCGUUGGUCUAGACAAUAUCCAGGCCACAACUCAUGUGCCAUCACCCCAAGCUUCCUCGAAGGCCUUGGGGUUGAGCGUACUACAGAAGAAUGAAAAGCCACCACUGCCGGUGGCGUCAGAUGCAACGAAUGCCCCAUUAGCUCCAAGUCCCAAUCUGGAACGAAAGGAUCGCAUUGCUCAAUUGCUUGCUGCGAAAACAGGACGUCCUUCGCCCGCGACUACAAACGCAAUUCCUCCCGCCAACGACGAGUCUUCGGUGUCGAUGGAAGCCGGAAAGCCUGUUCCCUCUACAAAUCCUCCUUCAACAUCGAGCCCUGCGACUGGAACAGCGCAAGCUCAAAACCUGCCCAAAGCUAGAGCGCAGACAGAGGUAGUGAAGCAACGAAUGGAGCAACUACGACGCGAGGCACAAGCAAAAGCCGAGACGACUACCCUGGAUGGCGCAGCAGCAACCGCAACGAUUGCCGGUGGCAAGAGCAUAGCAGAUUCUGUGACGAUAAGCUCUCAGGCUAUAGCUACAUAUAACGCCCCAUCCGGAGAAUCAACUUUCAUCAUUCCAGGAUUAUUCAUGACCGCAAGCGGAGACCUUGGCUUGGAGGAGACUGCCGACCGAUCGGCAGUGCGCGACUCUGGAGACGAUACUGAGAUGGGCGGUACUCUGAACAACGAGUAUACCGCGCAAGACACAGUUGUGCCGGCGGAGCCGCGUAGCUCGGUGUCUCCAACUAUAUCUCUAAAGCGACCAUUGACGUUUGACGCCAACGAGUCAGGUCUUCAGCCUCAGGCGAAGAAAAUAGAUACUGGAGAACAUUCACACGGAAAUGGUGCUUUAGGAGAUGCCGGUGAUGAUAAUCCAUCCGAAGGGGAGAUUCUUGAGGGAUCAGAGCAUGACGCGAUGCAAAUGGAAGCUGAAGCAACACCUCAAACCCCCGCGGAGGGCGUUGGCCGUCCCGGUCGAUACUCUGACGCCUCUAUGCUUCAAAAGCCUGAGACUUCUCUUCCCUCCCUAACAGCAUUGCAGGAAGACCCAGCCAGUGCAUCUGACCAAGCCGGAAGUGGACUCUUGUACCGCGCCAAACAGUCAGAAAUCGAAGCGAUGCGUCGAAAAAUCGCCGAACUCGAAGAGCGUAACAGGUUGAAGCGGAGCAGGAGUCAGAUCGAACCCUCAGUUUCAUCGAUACCUCAAGGGGGGCAACAAUCGAGCAGCCCUCCAGCUCCACAACCUCCUGCACAGGCUGCGCCUCUCGCCUCCUCGGUCCAGAGACCGUCCCUCGGGGCUCGGACAAUCUCCAAACUGACUCCAGCGCAGCUUGCACAACGAGCAGCCGCCUUGAAAGCCGAUUUGCUUAGACAACGUGCACAACGACAGCAAGUAUUGCAGGAAGGCUUGCCCGACCUCAAUGCAGAAGUACAGAAGACCGAGGUCCGUCUUGAGAGAGCGAGGAGCGAUCUCGCCCGUACCCAGGCAGAUGUUGAGAACUACCAAACGGCACUGGAACGAUCAACAAGGCGGGUGAAUGAGCUCUUAGGAGAGAUUGCGGAGCUCGAAAAACAGCUGCAAGAGGGUCGUUCAGGCCAGAAACAGUAUGCCGACGAGCUUCAACAGAUCAAGCUCGACAAGCUUGCGGAAGCCGAACAAGUUCGAGAGAAUCCUGCGGAGGAGUCAGAGCCCGUACCCCAGACACAGCCUACCACGAUCACGAGCACGGCGUCACCUCCGGGUCCAAAUUCAUCAAAUGACGACUCCGGGGCCACUUUAAGUCAUCCCAAUCGAGAAGUACUCUCCAAGACUACACUUGAGGACUCUACUUCUGCCCAACCGGCGAUCGAUGCAGAGACCGCGACUACUUCAAAUGGACAGGCCCCUGACGCUCCCUCAAAAUUUCUAGUUACAACUGCUGCUCACUCCCAAGAAGCGGUGGGAAAAGAGGAGGCGCUUCAAGCAGCCGCACGCGUGGAUACUCUACAAACGGAUGCAAUGGAGAUCUCCCCUGAGCCGGAAUACCUACCCGAGAUCCACCAGACUACCGUGCCGGCUUCUGACUCGAGACGACCAUCCAACGAUACCUCCAUGGACAUGGAUGAUGAUAGCGAAGGAAGUGUCAGCAUGUCCGAUAGUGGUUCUGAGGCGGAGGAGGAGGAUGAUGACGACGAUGACGAUGAUGAAGAAGAAGAAGACUACGAACCUGCUGAUGCCGACACCAGUCAACCUACGCAACAGUCUGAUGAAGACUCGGACGAAUAUGACCCGGAAGAGGCUCCUGUACAGGAUCUGACGCCUACAACAGGGGUCAACGAGGAGUAUGAACUCAGCGAAGAUCAACUUGACACCGAGGCUGGCCGAUCCGAGGACAUGGCACAUGAGCCCGUCGAUCAAGGACAAGUGGUGUCGGCGACGUCAGCCGAUACAAAACUCGAUGAUAGUGAAUCUGGUCUCGAACUGGCUGAGGCGGACAGCUCGCCCAAGACGCAGGAUGUACCUGAUGGUGAAUCACCAGGAGCUACGUCCAUUCUUGAUGGCAGGGAGCCCUCGACAGUUCAUUUUGUCCCUUACAAGACACCUCUCAGUACCUUGAAGACGUAUCGGUUCCACCCUGACUACAACGACACGGUCAAGACGGGAUAUCGGUCAUUAACGUACAGCAAUCAGAUCGACCCAUCACGCCCUCUGUGCCCGACUGAGCUCUCCGGCGAACCUUGCAGAGACCCGAAGUGCGAAGAACAGCACUUCAGCCAGCUUGGCCUUUCUGAUGACAAGAUCCUCAUCCAAAUGAGCUCGGCUGCCGACAUCAAAGAUAAGACGCUGCGAGAUCAAUUCAUCGUCGGUCUGAAGCAGGUAAUUGCAGGGCUGAAAGCUCGGGACGUCAAAGAGUUCGAGGAGGUGGCGAAUGCACUAUCAGCGUAUCGCCGCAACUUCUUCGCAGAGAAGGAAGAGGCUCCCUAA